UUUUUGGGAAAGGGUCGGGAAAUGCCUGCUAGUGGUUAUGAUAACGUGAGGGAUUUGCAGGCUGAAUGGGUCAGUUUGUUCGAGCUCAUCAGUGAUUCUGUGGAUGCCCGGAGUUCCAUUUAUCAGGAUUUGCAGGCGGAAAUUGACUCGCACAAAGAAACACAUUCGUCGCUGACAACGACGGGUCUGAAGAUCCAACAAUCUUUGGAGACCCCGGAAGAAGCGGCUGCUUUAAGCCAACGUUUGAAUGAUGUCAACGCGAAAUGGAAUGGACUCAAGGACCGAUCAGCUGCUCUCCGUUUUCCAAGUCGAGUGGGAGGAAGUGUAAUCGUCGAUGUGUCGAGUGGCACAUGCGUGUUUUUCUUUUUUACUGGUUCGGGAACUUCCGACACCGACUUGCACUUGUUGCUUGUCGUCGUGACACCGGAAACUUGUUGGGAAUCCUCGCACCUGCGUGAUGAUUGA
This is a messenger RNA of Notodromas monacha, 465 nucleotides long. Lineage: Eukaryota; Metazoa; Arthropoda; Ostracoda; Podocopida; Cyprididae. The record is from the annotation of a GenBank genome assembly.